This is a messenger RNA of Panicum hallii, 1428 nucleotides long. RefSeq names its product putative F-box/LRR-repeat protein At3g59170. The record is from RefSeq and is a predicted model, not a curated record. Lineage: Eukaryota; Viridiplantae; Streptophyta; Magnoliopsida; Poales; Poaceae. Gene Ontology annotation, molecular function: protein binding.
CAAAAAUCGGAAAUCAGAAGCGGCAUGAUGGAUAUGGCCCAGCGAGAAGGAAAGCCCGAAAGCCCAAUAGCCCAUUCGCUCGGUUUCCAAAUGGUAUGAACCAGUCGCGGCGCCUGCCUCCGCUACCUGAUUUUGGAACUUCCGGAGCGGGACAGCGGGAGCCGAGUACUCAUCACUCAUCACUCAUCACCUUUCCUUGAAGAUCUCAGAAGAAAUUCUUCUCUUCCUGAAUCCCAGCUUAAAAUCUCUGAUCUUUGGUUGGUGCCCCUGGCCGUUGUGGCCGUGCAGGCCACCUGCUCGACGCAAUGCUCCCGAAGGACACCAAGCGCUGGGUGCCUGUCAACCAGGCGGAAGGAGCGUCGUGUCGGCGCGGGAGCGGAGACCCUGCUGCCGACCGCCGUAGCGCGCUCCUGGAUGCGCCCCUGCACCAACACUUGGUGCCCCCAAAGAGCGCCACACCCCUGAUGAGCAGCACCAUGCAGUCGGUGCUAGUCAACCGUGCCAGCAGAGCACUGGGGUCACGCCGGCGUGAGGGAAGCGAUCCUGACGGUGACCGCCUGAGCGCGCUCCCGGACGCGCUCCUGCAUCACAUCAUGUCGUUCCUCAAGAUCCGCUCGCGGCGGUGGCGCCAUCUCUGGGCGUCCGCACCCUGUGUUGACCUCCGGAUCCGCAGCGAUGCCUACGGUUACACACCGGAGGAGUUCCCUGACUUCGUGCACCACCUAUUCCGCCGUCGUGGGGCGUCAGCGAAGCUGGACACACUUUGUCUGCGCUCGAGUGAUGUUGAUGAUGCAUUUGACGAAGAUGACACAAAGUCAUGGGUCCGUGCUGCUAUCAAACGCGGGGUUCGGGUUAUCCAUCUUGUUGGGCAUCACAAUGGCCUAGCAAUGUUGGAGCACAUGGUGUUCGUCUCUAGCCACCUCAAGAUCUUGAAGCUGUCCUAUGCCCUGCUUGAUAACAACGCCCUCAGGCAGCUUUCAUCUCAUUGCCCAUCUUUAGAGGAACUGGAUCUUAAAGAUUGCUUGAUGGCUGGCCAUGAGAUUUCAUCUGCCUCUUUGAAAAUUUUGGUCAUGUUCAAGUGUCAGAUCAAUGUGAACCUGUCUAUCGCUGCUCCAAACCUCGUACUGCUACGUUGUGUCUCACCAAUAACCCAAGCUCCGUCAUUUGAGAACAUGGAGUCACUUGUCACAGGCGCAAUAAUACUUGAUGAUUAUGCCUUUACUGAUGAUUUUGAAGACUUCAGCAAGGAUGAAUUGGAUGAAACCACAGAUGAAGAUGACGAUGACGAUGGUAACGGCAAUAAUCAGAAGUACAAGACUGGAUAUGGAUUUGGUGUCCCUCUAAAAGGAUAUGGGCUUGGUUAGUUGGUUACAAGGAUAGUUAUGAUUAUGGUAGCGACAUUGAGAGUGAUAGUGACGCAUUUGAAUA